Sesamum indicum (sesame) is the source of this 1761-nucleotide messenger RNA. Its product is annotated as Metallo-hydrolase/oxidoreductase superfamily protein. The record is from RefSeq and is a predicted model, not a curated record. NCBI's taxonomy places the organism in Eukaryota, Viridiplantae, Streptophyta, Magnoliopsida, Lamiales, Pedaliaceae.
ACCGAAAGUGUGAGAAAUCUGCGGGAAAAGAGCAGUCCUUCGGAUCAAAUGAAGUUGCCUUGGAAGGAAUCAUGAACCUAACAUAAUCGUUUUUCUUUCCUCGAGAUAAAUAAACAAAUUGCAAAAUCUUGAUUUGAGAAACUCCAAAAAGACACUGCUCUAGCAACCAAGCCUAUAAGUAAUGAACCCAAAGUUACUUAACAGAGUGGACUUAAUGGUCGGUGAGUCUGAAAAAAUCUCAGUAGCAGUGAGCAAACAAUUUGGCCCACUAUUUUACAUCUAAACCACAAGAGAAUGUCCAACACAAAACCAAAACCAAAACCAAGAGUCCAGAGGUUAAGAUUUUUGGUUGCACGUUUGCCAUGUGGCAACAUCAAGGCCACCUAAAACAAUUGGCUUCUCGAAUGACCGUUAAUUUAGUUGGGUAUCUACCAGGUUGUUCAAACUCUAAAUAAGAAAAUUGCAGAAAAACGUGCUCUGCGUAAACUUCUGCGGUGCUGCUCUGAGCUUCGCAAAGAAAUAACAAGAAAAAGCAGGUUCAUUUAUAGCAUCAAAAAGCUCAUUUUAAGGGGCAGGAACGAUAAUGGCUAUUCAGUUUAGUUCUUUCCACUACUUCCCCGAACCAUGUCUUAGAAAACCCAUGUCCCCAUUAUCAGCAAUCCACUUCAUCUUACCUCAAGAAACUUCCUUUCCCAGCAAUCCUAGUACAUUGAAGCUCUCAACUUCCAGGUUAUAUAAGAAAGUUUCUGCUUUGGUGUCAGAAGAGAAAAUAGCAGAGUCAAGUGAUUCAGGGACUGAUAUUUUCAAACUCACUUAUCUUGAGGGUAAUAGCUGGUUAUGGGAAGUGGGAGGGGUGAGAAUAUUGGUUGAUCCAAUCUUGGUGGGGAACCUGGACUUUGGAAUUCCUUGGCUUUAUGACGCUGCCAAGAAGUUCUUGAAAAACUUCAAGCUUGAUGAUCUUCCUCAAAUUGAUUGCUUACUAAUUACCCAAAGUCUUGAUGAUCACUGUCACUUGAAAACUUUGAAGCCCCUUUCCCAGAAGUUGCCAAACCUCAGAGUUAUCUCGACUCCUAACGCUAAGGCACUCUUGGAUCCCCUAUUCAGCAAUGUAACGUAUUUGGAACCUGGUCAAGGCUCAGAAGUACAACUCAGUAAUGGUUCAUCAGUUAAAUUUCAAGCGACCGCAGGGCCGGUAUUAGGCCCUCCUUGGCAGCGUCCUGAGAAUGGCUAUCUUGUGACCUCUCCUGAAGGCCAGCUGAGACUGUACUACGAACCCCAUUGUGUAUACAAUGAGAAUUUUCUAGAGAACAAACGGGCUGACAUUGUCAUUACACCAGUCAUCAAGCAACUUCUGCCGAAUUUCACAUUGGUUUCUGGACAAGAAGAUGCAGUUCGGCUUUCAAAGUUACUGCAGGCCAAGUUUAUCGUUCCCAUGCAAAAUGGUGACCUUGAUAGCAAGGGGCUGCUUUCUAGUCUUAUUGAGGCGCAAGGAACCAUAGAAUCGUUCAAGGAAAUUUUAUCAAAAGAACUACCGGACGCAAAAGUGCUAGAGCCUACACCCGGAGUACCCCUGGAAAUUUCGUACCUCUGAACAGUUCAUAAUACAAAAGUCGUAAAUGAAGUAGUCUCAAGCCUCUGAAUUUUGUGCACUUUGAUGAAUCUUCUGUAUAUUAGAUUUCAAGUUACAGGGAAGUUCGACUAUAGGCUCUAUAUAUGCUUGGAACGCGAUUUAACAAUUAUGCAUGCGAGUCUUGUUCAGUA